AUGGUAGACGUGGCUGGCGUCGGUGCGAGCAUAUCACUGUGGUACCUCACUUCGUUCGGCACCUUGCUGCUGAACAAGUACCUCAUGGGCUACCUACACGUGCAGCCGAACACCCUAGCUGCAGUACAAAUGGUGUCGACUGCCAUCUAUGGCGCUCUGAAAACUUUGAAGCUUGGAGACGUGUUGCGGCUGGCACGGGAGGCUAGAAGCCUCGUGUCUCAGAAGAAUGGGGCACGGAAGGCAGUCACUGACCCGGAGUCGCCGGACACCUCGGACCAUCUCGAUGGCCUUGGUAACAAGGGCAGGCGGUGGCGCAGGAGCCUAAUCCAGAUGAGCUUCGUGGGUUUGAUGCGAUUUUCCACGGUAGUGCUUGGCCUGGUGAGUCUCAAAUACGUCGCAGCGUCCUUUACCGAGACCAUCAAGGCGUCCGCCCCCUUCUUUACAGUGAUUGUUGCCUACCUCAUGCUAGGUGAAAGAACAGGUGUGCCGGUUUUGGCAUCUCUUGUGCCGGUUGCAGGAGGACUAGUGUUGGUCUCCUCCACCGAGCUUUCUUACAACAUAGUCGGGUUUGGAGCCGCCGUGCUGACUAAUAUCAUUGAAUGUGUGCAGAAUGUCUUCAGCAAGAGGCUGCUGGCCAACGAGUACACGGCUUCCCAGUUACAGUUCUACACGUCGCUGACGGCUUUGGUGAUGCAGGCACCGAUCUUUCUGAUUACCCACGAGCCUGCGGCAUCUCAUUCGCACCACGUGGAACACGACGUUUCGCACAUCGGUCUGAAUGUGAACAAGACGCUGGCUGCUCUCACAGUAUCAAGAGAGGAAAUCAUUGAAGAGAGUUGGACGGACUCCCUUCCGGACCGAAAUUUGCUGCUCCUCCUGUGGAUAGAUGGAGUACUGUACCACGUGCAGUCCGUCAUCGCUUACGUGGUGAUGUCUUACUUGUCGCCAGUGACCGUGUCAGUGGUGAACACGUUGAAGCGUGCCUUGAUCAUCUGCAUCAGUGUGCAGGUCUUCGGAAACCAAGUGACUCCGCUGACCAAGCUUGGCACGUUCAUUUGUCUAUGCGGCGUGCUUUGCUACAACUGGGCAAAGCAAAGCGGAGCAAAGUCGUGA
This is a messenger RNA of Symbiodinium sp. CCMP2592, 1113 nucleotides long. The record is from the annotation of a GenBank genome assembly. NCBI's taxonomy places the organism in Eukaryota, Dinophyceae, Suessiales, Symbiodiniaceae.